AUGAAAAGACUCAAUAAUAUAUCGGACAUACUGCAAACUAUCUCCGUUCUUGCUACUCUGAAAGUGAUAGUCAAUGGGCAAACAACGUGCAAUGGUGGUCUAGGCCGGGUCGUUUAUGAGAGACUUCCGGACCAACAGCUUCAGGGGUUCGACGAUGACGUGGUGCGGGACUCUGCUCCGCCAUUUAGAGUUCUGGAGAAAUGUCAGGAGCUUUGUCUACGCGACAGAACGGCGACAAACAACCUGGUGCGCGCCUGUACCAGCUUUGACUUUCAACCUGGCAGUAGAAUAGCGUCUUUCAGUGGUGCUGCCGAGUAUGAAGAGAGUACUUGCUACCUGACCAGGGAACAGGCGCAACCGGAAGGCAUUGGUAACCUAAUGCUGGUGCCGAAUAGCGUCCAUUUCACGGAAGUUUGCCUUGGUUCUGACAGAAUAGAAAGAGAGUGCCCUAACAGACGCUACGUAUUCGAACGACAUCCAAGGAAGAAGCUAAAGCUGCCAUUGACAGACAUCAAGGAAGUCAGCGCUGCAAAUCGAACCGACUGUGAGGACAGAUGUCUCAACGAGUUCAGUUUCAUUUGCCGGUCAGCGACCUACGACACAGCGCUGAGAAGCUGCGCUUUGAGCCGUUUCACUAGAAGAACUCAUCCCGAAUUACUGGAAGACGAUCCGAACUCUGAUUACCUGGAGAAUACGUGUCUCAAUGCGGAACGCCGUUGCGACGGCUUGGCCGUCUUCGUCAAAGAGGAGAACAAACGUCUUCGGGGACCGUUCGAGGUCGACAUCUACACAAACCUAACUCUGGACGAGUGUCAGGCCCUUUGCCUCCGAGCCGAGAAAUAUUUCUGCCGGAGCGUCGAGUUCGACGAGCAGACGCGGCAAUGCGUCAUCUCGGAAGAGGAUUCCGUCUCCCAAAAGGACGAUAUUGGGAUCAGCAGCAGCCCCAGCCAUCAUUUCUACGAUCUGGUCUGUUUGGACAACCAUCCGUCCAUAGCACGUGGCUCCGAGUAUCCAGACAGCAGCUCGACGUCUCACCUGUUCUCGGACGGGCGUCGUCCCGACACAGCGUUCCAACGAUACCGCAAUUCUCGUUUGAGCGGUGAGUUUCACUCGGAAAUAACCGGUCGGAGCUUAAGCGAAUGCCUGGACGAGUGUCUUCGACAGACGAGCUUCCAAUGCCGAAGCGCAGUUUACUCCGAGCACUACCACACUUGUCGACUGAGUCGAUUCAAUCAGCGUGACGGGCACAGGAUCAUCUACGAUGCCGACUACGAUUACUAUGAGAACCUUAUGCAUCAAUAUCUGGAUGGGGAUCGAGACAGUCCAGGUUACAGACCAGAUCCUUUGGGACAGGACACGAACUUUGGCCGACCAUCAUUAGGAAGACCUGGAUACCCAGACGACUACGAUAAAGGGUACAGCAGCAGUGUGAAGCCAGAUAGAUUCCCAGAUCGUCACCCAGACCGUUAUCCAGAUCGUUACCCAGACCGUUACCCCGACAGAUACCCCGAUCGAUACCCAGAAAAGUAUCCAGAUCGAUAUCCCGAGAAAUACCCGGAUCGAUAUCCUGACAAGUAUCCAGACCGAUAUCCCGACAAAUAUCCCGAUCGAUACCCAGAUAAGUACCCAGAUCAUCGGUACCCAGUCACUGAUCGUUAUCCUGGAGGAGAUCGUUACCCCGUAAACGAUCGUUAUCCAACAGGUGAUCGGUAUCCAACAAGUGAUCGUUAUCCAACAAGUGAUCGUUAUCCAACAGGUGAUCGUUAUCCAACAGGCGAUCGUUAUCCAGCGGGUGAUCGUUACCCAUCCUCCGACAGAUAUCCAAUUACCGAUCGAUUUCCAAUAAGAGGCGGCGAACGUCGACCAGUUCCCGCCGAUCGAUAUCCUAUCCCCGAUCCAGCGAUAGACCGAUAUCCCACGAACAACCGUUACCCAACUGGUGUUGGUAACCGAUAUCCCAUAUCACCAAGUCGUUAUCCAAGCGACAACGAUCGUUAUCCGAACACCAUCGAUCGGUACCCCGUUCCAGAGGAUCCUUUGGACCGAUACCCCACAGCUUUGGGCGGCGCCAGACCUCACGGUGAUCGAUACCCUAUCAGCGAGAGAUAUCCGGACAAGGAACUUUAUCCGAGCCGGUUUCCCCCGCCAUCGCAUCCAGCCGGUUACCCAGCAAGCUACCCGGUCGACGACGGUUACAGUCCCCAGCCUCACCCAGAUCGGACCCAUUAUGGCGCAGCAGGAGCGAGCCGACCGUUAGGCUACGGUGGCUACAACAACGACGGUACCAUAAUCGGCGGUGGUUACAUAGGCGAGGGUGGUGUCUUCAACACCAGGCCUUUCGGUACCAGUGGCGGUCCCAUCAUCGGUCGACCACCUUUAGUUUCUCGAUGCGACGAACAGGACAAUUUCCGACAGGUCGGUCCCCACACCAGGGUCCGUAAACCGUUCGUCAGACGGUACACCACCGCCUCCUCGUUGGCCCAAUGCGAACGGGAGUGCGCAGACGCGAGGGACUUUGUCUGCAGAUCGUUCAACUAUCGGCCAUACGCUGCCCCAUACGGCGCCGAGAGGGACAACUGCGAGCUUAGCGAUCGUGAUUCCAGGGACAUGGACAUGGGGAACCCUGUGUAUUAUGACACUGGGUCCGAUUAUGAUUUCUACGAGCGGAACAACGGCAGACAGGGCGUCGACUCGGAGUGUCUCGACGUGAGUCAAGUCUGUAGCGAGGACGGAAUGGAAUUUACUUUAAGAACACCGGAGGGAUUCAUUGGCCGGAUAUACACUUACGGAUAUUACGAUCGCUGCUUCUUCCGUGGAAACGGCGGCACCGUGAACGUGCUACGAAUCAGCGGUCCUCAGGGUUAUCCUGAAUGCGGCACUCAAAGAUACGGUGACACGAUGACGAACAUCGUCGUGGUACAGUUCUCCGACUAUGUGCAGACCGGAAGGGACAAACGGUUCAACCUGACCUGUCUGUUUCGAGGCCCUGGCGAAGCUGUCGUCACGUCCGGCUACAUCGGUGCCGGGUAUGCCAGAUCGGGGUCCCCGAUUCCCAUCGAAUACCUUCCAGCGGAAAAUACACUGAGUUCCCGAGUGAGAUUACUAAUCCUUUACCAAGGCAGACCUACGACCACAAUUGCUGUGGGCGAUCCACUUACUUUCAGGCUUGAAGCUCAGGAAGGGUACAAUUACGUGACCGAUAUCUUCGCCACCAACGUCAUAGCGAGAGAUCCUUAUUCCGGAAGGAGUGUGCAACUGAUCGACAGAUACGGCUGUCCGGUAGACAAUUACGUGUUCCCCGGAUUAGACCGAUUAAGGGAAGGCGACAGUCUCGAGGCUCGCUUCAACGCGUUCAAGAUCCCCGAAUCCAAUUUCUUGGUGUUCGAGGCGACGGUGAGGACCUGUCGAGACGGUUGUCAGCCGGCCUACUGUUCCGGCGGGACCGGAAGGAGCGAGCCCUCUUUCGGUAGGAGGCGACGAGACGUGUCGCGGAACGACACGAUCGUCGACGAGAACGAAAUAAGCACGAUAAUCGGGGACAGUGCAAAUGACACGUCCUCCGCGUCGAAUUCCACCGUCGCUGACGGCAGCGACACCAGGGAUGAGGAGGAUGAGGAAGAGGAGGAGGAGGAGGAGGAGGAGGAAGAGGAAUACGUCAGAGAAAUGAUCGAGGUACUCGACUCGAGAAUGGACAUUGACGAAGAAACGUCGGUGGUCGAAAGGCAGACCACCGUGAUGGAAAACGUUUGCAUAACACCGAACGAGUAUUAUGGCCUGGUGACAGCGGUCGCGGUGCUCGUAGUGCUUCUAGCUUCCGUAGUAUUAUUAUCUAUGCUGAUUUAUAGAAAAUACGCUUAUGCAGUGAUCACGAAGAACCGCAGAGUUGAUAAAACAUGCAACCGCAGCAGUCAUUCGGACGACGCUUACAGCAGUCGAGCGAAUAAUUUCUCGUUCUUACGGACUGGACUACAGAAACCGUUCCAAUCGACAUCAAUCUCCAGAUCGAUGAGCAACGUGAUCAACCAACGGGUGGUGAGCGGUUCAUUCGAUCCCAGUGAACCGAUUUACACCGAUCCAUCGUUGUUCGAAGUUGCUCGUUGUUCAUCUCCGAAACCUGCACUUAAUGACAACUUCCAUCUGAUGUAG
This is a messenger RNA of Dufourea novaeangliae, 4146 nucleotides long. RefSeq lists its product as uncharacterized. The record is from RefSeq and is a predicted model, not a curated record. Lineage: Eukaryota; Metazoa; Arthropoda; Insecta; Hymenoptera; Halictidae.